Molecule: messenger RNA, 2557 nt
Organism: Cuscuta campestris
Lineage: Eukaryota; Viridiplantae; Streptophyta; Magnoliopsida; Solanales; Convolvulaceae
Source: the annotation of a GenBank genome assembly
AUAUUCUCAUUAGUAGAAAGUUUCAGUCUUUCUUAACUACUGCUACAAACAGGGUUUUGGGUUCUUGGCGGGGUUUAAAAAGUUGGGUUUUUGUAUGGUAUAUGUUUGAUCGGAAUGGGGAAGGAGAACCCGCCUGAGAAUCGAGUGAGGGUACCCAAGUUUUCUGAUCAAAACCAAGCUCCGAAGGGCAAUGUUGAUGUGAAGGGAAAUGUGAAUGUUUCGAAGGUUAAGCCUUCAUGGGGGUCUCAGAUUGUGAAGGGAUUGUCCGGAGAGAAGAGAGCUAAGGGGUUGAUCACAGUCCAGAGCAGAAAAACACCAUUGUCGAACUCAGAUGGUGCGAACUCCCAUUUGAGGGCGAAGAGGUCUCUGAUGGGAGACUUGUCAUGUUCAGUGACUGCCACUCAGGUCCAUCCCCAGACAUCUGUGAUUGGCCAGAGAGCAAGAAAUUCUGCCUCCCGGGACUUGUUCCUUGAAAUCGAUCACCUCAGGAGCCUUCUGCAGGAGUCGAAAGAGAGCAAGGCAAAGCUUGAGGCAGAGAUGGAGCUGAAGAGUGGGGAAGUUGAUGGACUGGUGAAGAGAGUGGAGGAAUUGGAAUGCAAUAAUGCCAGCCUUUCCGAGGAGUUGCGUAAGAGGGAUAAUAUCAAGGAUUUGAAUGGGUUGGAGAUUGAGGUUGUUGAGCUGAGGCGCUUGAACAAGGAGCUUCAGCUUCAAAAGAGAGAUCUUUCUUGCAGGCUUUCUUAUUAUAUGGACUCCAAACUAGCUACUACUCCACAAAGAAUUUCUGAGGAGAAUGAUGUUGAGAAGAUCAAAGCAGAGGCUUCAUUGUUAAGGCAUAGGAACGAAUCACUUUGCAAACAAGUAGAGGGUUUGCAGAUGAGCCGUUUGAAUGAAGUUGAGGAGCUUGCAUAUUUGAGGUGGGAGAACUCGUGCUUAAGGGACGAGUUGCGCGGGUGCGAUAAGCCACUUUCUAGUCCGGAUGGUAGUGACAAAAGCAGGGAGUCCACUAACCAAAGUGACGAAGACUCCUUGAAAUGCAGUAGCAAUGCCAGUGGGAGAUUGAGUCUUAUCAAGAAGCUCAAGAAAUGGCCUCUUACGGAUGAUCAUUCCCAGAAUUAUGCCCGGAGACACUCCAUCAGCGGAUCAAAAUGCUGUGCUGAAGAAUUGGUGAUCAAUUUGAGAAGACAGUCUGAUGGGUUUGUAUUGUUAAAGGAAGUGGGCAAGGAAAAUGAGCCUUUUUCUUUCCAGCCUGGGGUGACAGCCUCUUGUUCUUCUUCAGAGAUUGAGAGACGAGCCCUGCGGGUCCCAAACCCCCCACCUAGAGUGACAGUUUCAAGUGAUCAGAAGAAGGAAACUUCAGCUAAAGCCCCUCCCCCUGCCCUUCCCCUUCCGCCGCCACCUCCUCCAAAGGUCAUGGCUAGAAGUAGUACAGCAGGAACAGUGCAGCGAGCGCCACAAGUUGUUGAAUUUUAUCACUCACUCAUGAAAAGAGACUCGAGAAAGGAGUCUUUAAAUGGCGUUUGUGAUGUGUCGAAUGUUGCAGAUGCUCGCAGUAGCAUGAUUGGCGAAAUCGCUAACCGAUCUUCUUAUCUGCUUGCUAUAAAGGCAGAUGUUGAGACUCAAGGGGAAUUUGUGAACUCUUUAAUAAGGGAAGUCAACAAUGCAACAUUUUCAGACAUAGAAGAUGUUGUUGCAUUUGUGAAAUGGCUUGAUGAUGAACUUUGCUUUCUGGUGGAUGAAAGAGCAGUCUUGAAGCACUUUGAUUGGCCGGAGAGUAAAGCCGAUUCAUUACGAGAGGCAGCGUUUGGGUAUAGAGAUUUGAAGAAGCUGGAGAACGAAGUUUCACGUUACAAUGAUGAUCCUAGUUUGCCAUCUGAUCUUGCACUGAAGAAAAUGGUUGCUUUGUCUGAGAAGAUGGAACGCACCGUGUAUAGCCUUCUCAGAUCAAGAGAUUCUUUAAUCCGCCACUGCAAUACAUUCCAGAUCCCCACAAACUGGAUGCAUGACUGUGGGAUAUUAAGCAAGAUAAAGUUGGGCUCAGUGAAACUGGCAAAAUUGUACAUGAAGAGGGUAGCUAUGGAACUUCAAUCAAAGGGGGGAGGAUCGUCAUCAGAUAAAGACACCUCCAUGGACUAUAUGUUACUGCAAGGCGUUAGGUUCGCUUUCCGAAUUCAUCAGUUUGCAGGAGGGUUUGAUGCAGAAACUAUGGGUGCUUUUGAGGAGCUCCGAGAUCUCGCUCUUGCUCUGAACAAGAUGUAGAAGAAGAAGAAGAAGAAGAAGAAGAAGAAGGGAUAUGACAGUCUAAACCAGACUUGAUAAACAAGAAGCAGUGAGAAUAUUGCUAGAGAGGCCUACCAUCUCAGUAGCAAUCCUUGCAAUAUGAGCUCUUUUUAAAAUAUUUUGUUAUGCCAAAAUGUGGCAUUUUUUGGGUUUCAUGUCCCUCUAUUGUUUUUUUUUUGUUUUCUUCAUAUGUACACGUUUGGUAUUAAUUGACAUUCAUUUAACGACCAAACAGUUAAAAAUGUUCAUCAACAUGAAAAAAUGAAAACUUGAUGAGCAU